This is a messenger RNA of Plutella xylostella (diamondback moth), 2000 nucleotides long. RefSeq names its product zinc finger protein no ocelli (gene noc). Gene Ontology annotation, cellular component: nucleus. Gene Ontology annotation, biological process: negative regulation of DNA-templated transcription. The record is from RefSeq and is a predicted model, not a curated record. NCBI's taxonomy places the organism in Eukaryota, Metazoa, Arthropoda, Insecta, Lepidoptera, Plutellidae.
CCAUCGCACGUCUCAAUCCGCAGCCGGCUGCCGAGCAUACCGCCUUUCCUUUUUCCCCUCCCGCAAUGCAGCUAUGUGUCGUUUCCGCUUUAUUUUUUAUCAUGCGCUGCAGCGGAGAGAUAUAGCGCGCCUGCUCUAACUCAGCACCUGCACAGUGCUAUCUCCCUCGCGCAGGGUGCGGGGUGAGGGGACGGUUUCACAUCAAGAUUUGGUGGGGUCCGGUCGCUCACAGUUCUCUCAGCCGCCACCACGGACGCACGCUUUCAAGUUGUCUCGCGCACCGGUGUCAGAGUACUUUGUUGUUAGAAGCAAUAUUUAAACAGUGAAGUUAAGUGAUCGUUCAAAGUUUUCUCCAAAUGGUGGUUCUUGAAGACGGAGUAAUGAUGGCGAAUCCUAACCAAUACUUGCAGCCUGAUUAUUUGUCACCGCUUCCAUCCUCUUUGGAUUCGAAGAAAAGUCCGCUUGCGCUUUUGGCACAAACUUGCAGCCAAAUUGGGGCAGACUCCUCUCCGGCUAAGCCUCUGCUGCCACCGCUGGACAAGAAGAAAACAGUGAACAGUGUGAACAGUGAUGUAGUUAGCCGUAGUUCUCCAAAUAACGGGAUGACUAAAGACAAACCACGUACCACUCCGGAAAUUAAACAUCUCGCAUUCAAACCGUACGAAACAAAUGUAGUGACUAAGAAACCAGAAGACGCCAGGCCAUCCUCCAAAGCGAGCACUGACAGCUCCGAUGAAAAGAAAUCAGGAAAAAGCACACCCGGCCGAAAAUCUACACCCCCGAACACGGCAGAAACUGGAAAGAACAGCCCUUCAAAUGAUCACAAAUCCUCAGCUAGUUCUUCCGGUACAAGUCCGAUUAUUAGAUCCGGUUUGGAAGUGCUUGGCCAUGGAAAAGAUCAUCUUGGUGCCUUCAAAAACAUUCCUGGAUUGCCCGGAUUUAACCCACUGAGUGGACUUUGCUACCCUCCCGGUAUGGAACAACAUGCCAAUCCCGCAUUCAGACCACCCUAUGCAGGGGCUCCAUUCAGUGCGCAUCACGCUGCCAUGUUAGCUGCUGCUGCUGCCUUCCCGGGGGCCUCUCCAAACCCUUACCUCGGAUACGCACGAGUUAAAACACCUGCUGGUGGAGAAACUAUGAUUCCCGUAUGCAAGGAUCCCUACUGCACAGGGUGUCAAUUCUCCGUUAAUAACCACCACCUGCUAAUGAACAAUGGAUCGUGCCCUGCUGGAUGCACUCAGUGUGACCACCAAAAGUACAACCUGGCGAUGGCAAUGGCCCUCUCACAACAAGGCGCCGGCGGCAUGCCGUACGCUCAGCUUAGUCGCCCUUAUGUUUGCAAUUGGAUUGUUGGUGAAUCUUACUGUGGAAAGCGAUUCGGAAAUUCUGAGGAGCUUUUGCAACACCUCAGAAGUCACACAACUGAUGGAUCUACUCCGUCAUCGGUGUCUUCGUCCCAGCCUUCAAUGAUGAACCCGCUGAGUCCUCUGUUCACGACGGCUGGCCUGCGCGGUGCGUACCCGACGGCGCCGCUCAGCCCGCUCUCGGCGAGUCGCUACCAUCCAUACUCCAAGUCCGGCCUCCCUGCGGGUCUCGGUGCAUCCCCCUACGGUGCAUUCAACCCUGCUCUGGGACCGUUCUACUCUCCAUACGCGAUGUAUGGCCAAAGACUCGGCGCCGCCGCUGUCCACCAGUAAACUAGUGAUGGACUGAUUUAAAUCUUAAUAGUUGUAUUGUCCAAUUUUCUUCUGUGAUAUCAAUAGACUAUUCACGUUCUACGCUAAAGGCGAUAUGCGCCAUGACAAAUUUAGUGUUUAGUGCAAUUUAUACUGAUAGUUAUUUAUGUAAGUCAACUUGCCGACGGAUGUCGCUGCAAGGAUUAGAGCUAUUGAGCUAUGUGACGACUUGUACAGCCAAAUGUUAUGUGUAUAUAAUAAUAUCUAUGUUUAAUAUUAUAAAUGAAUUAUUUCGAAUAUAAUGUCUACAUACCAAUUGAAAAA